GUACGCGAAGCAAAUUUCUUUCUUGCUUGCUUUUACCCUUUCUUUAUUGGCCUCGCUUUUAUUAAUUUCCAUUUCCCGUAAUUUCCUCCUCCUUUUCCCACCUUGCUUCCUCUCCUCGCUUUGCUCUCUCUCUCUCCCACCCCUAGGCUGCAGCAAGGCUAGCUAGGCUCCCGUUCUCCCAUCCAGCUCGUCCCCAUUGCAUGCGAAACAAGCAAGCAAGAGGUCAAGAGGAGCAGUGAGCGAGUGAGUGGCGUUUGGUGUGAAGUGAGGACUCGAGGAGGACGAAGCGAGCGAGAGGGAGUCAUGGCAUGGUGAUGGACCUGCUGCUCCCCGCCGAUCUAAUCACUUUGCCCCUAGUGCUGGGAGGAGGAGGACAAGGUCUCUGAUCAGCUGAGCUUGUCUGGUCAAAGCCGAGAGCUUUGUUGCGCUGCGAGUCCAAGCUCGACAGGACCACCGCCACUGUGAAGCACAGCGGCAGCGGCGACAAGACGAGGAGGCGGAAGCUGCCAAGCGGAUAGAUCUACGCAAAUGGAGACCAAGGACGUGGCCCCGCUCCCCGCCACCACCGCCGCCGGCGCCGCCGCGCCCGUGCCCGCACCGGCCUCUCAGCCGCCGCCGUCUUCUAUGCCACCGCCGCAGCAGCAGCACCAGCAGCCUCCGCCGCUGCCGUUCGCGCAGCAGCAGGCGGCUCAGGCGCCGUCGCCUGCGGCGCCCAUGCCCGGCGGCAUGCGCCUCUCGUUCGACCAGAUGGCGGGGAAGACGGAGCACCACCACCACGCGGCGCCCAUGCUGUACGCGCCGCCGCCGCAGUCCGCCGCGGGAGCGGCAGGCGCGCCGGGGGGCAAUGUGCUGGGCAUGGGCGAGCUGAUGCGCAAGAAGCGCGGGCGGCCGCGCAAGUACGCGCCCGACGGCAGCAUGGCCCUGGCGCUGGCCCCCAUCUCCUCCGCCUCCGCCGGCGGCGCCGCGGCACCCGGCCAGCAGCAGCACGGCGGGUUCUCCAUCAGCAGCCCCCCGUCCGACCCCAACGCCAAGCGCCGCGGUAGGCCCCCAGGCUCCGGCAAGAAGAAGCAGUUCGAAGCCCUGGGUUCUUGGGGCAUCGCCUUCACCCCUCACAUCCUCACCGUCAAGGCCGGCGAGGAUGUUGCAUCCAAAAUAAUGACGUUCUCACAGCAAGGCCCUCGCACAGUCUGCAUCCUUUCUGCUAAUGGUGCAAUUAGCAAUGUAACUCUUCGGCAGCCUGCUACAUCUGGUGGAUUAGUUACUUAUGAGGGCCGCUUUGAGAUCAUCUCACUAUCUGGUUCUUUCCUGCUCGCGGAGGAUGGUGACACUCGCAGCAGGACUGGUGGUUUAAGUGUCGCACUCGCAGGAUCUGAUGGACGAGUUCUUGGAGGAUGUGUUGCUGGAAUGCUCAUGGCAGCAACUCCUGUUCAGGUUGUGGUGGCCAGUUUCAUUGCAGAGGGCAAGAAAUCAAAGCCAGCCGAGGCGCGGAAGGUCGAACCAAUGUCUGCUCCUCCACCACAGAUGCCUACCUUCGUGCCACCUCCUGUGGCCACCAGCCCUCCGUCGGAGGGCACAUCCAGUGCAUCAUCUGAUGACUCUGGCAGCCCGAUCAACCACAGCGCCAUGCCCUUCAACCACUCCGGCCAGCACCAGCACCAGCACCCUCACCAGCACCAGCACAUGCCGCCUGCCUACGCGUCCGGUGGCUGGUCCCUCUCGGCGCACCAGCAGAACAGGCAUGACUCUGACAUGAAGAUGAUGUCGAACUAACACCGCUCAACCUUAAGUGCCCCAUUUCUUGGUUGGGCUGGAGAGGAAGCUGCUGAUGGUUGAUUGGUACUGCUGCUAUGGAUGAUCCUUUCGCGUCGUCUGCUCUGAUCGGUGGUGACGGUGUAUCUGCUAUAGCUAAGCCAGCUAGGAGAGUAGGGUUCAUGGUCUCACCUGCUGUUGUUUCCCCGAGUAAGAUUAAUUUAAUUCGAAUUAGCCGCUGUUGUAAUGCUGUAGCUUUGUCCUAAAAGUCUGUCAGUCAACCCCUAACGUGAGUUGUGAUGGAUGCCUGAUGAGAUCUUCACCUCCUAGGCUAGUUAAACUACCAUUCUCUAGUGUUAUGGAUCAUGGAUUUACUUGAAUGCUUCGGUUUAAUUCGGGAUGGUACCCUGUUUUGCUUUGUUCUCUUA
This is a messenger RNA of Panicum hallii, 2177 nucleotides long. RefSeq names its product AT-hook motif nuclear-localized protein 10-like. Lineage: Eukaryota; Viridiplantae; Streptophyta; Magnoliopsida; Poales; Poaceae. Bases 529 to 1770 code for a protein of 413 amino acids. Gene Ontology annotation, molecular function: minor groove of adenine-thymine-rich DNA binding. The record is from RefSeq and is a predicted model, not a curated record. The transcript is spliced from 6 exons.